This is a messenger RNA of Schistocerca serialis cubense, 477 nucleotides long. RefSeq lists its product as uncharacterized. The record is from RefSeq and is a predicted model, not a curated record. The transcript has 4 exons. Lineage: Eukaryota; Metazoa; Arthropoda; Insecta; Orthoptera; Acrididae. Gene Ontology annotation, molecular function: peptidyl-prolyl cis-trans isomerase activity. Bases 1 to 477 code for a protein of 158 amino acids. Gene Ontology annotation, biological process: protein peptidyl-prolyl isomerization.
AUGAUGUAUCCUAUGAACUCAAGAAGAUCCUAUGGAAUAUUUGGUAGAAAUCACAUGAAAUUUAUUACUUCAAUCCAAUAUCGUUUAAUUUACAAGUACUCAAACAUAGUGUCUUAUGACAACAUCUCUUUCACUUAUAUAAAUAUUGAAAACCGUAUUGGAGGAGGUGGUGCAUCCAUCUAUGGGCGUAUCUUUCCUGAUGAGAGUUACUGCAUCUCCCAUAAUCGCCGUGGAGUGCUCUCUAUGGCUAAUGAUGGGCGGCACACCAAUGGAUCUCAGUUCAUCAUCACACUGCAGCCUGCACUCUGGAUGGAUUACUACUAUGUUGCAUUUGGGUUAAAUCCCAGCUCAAGUAACUUUAUAAAUCAUAGUUUUGAAAGAACAAAGAUUGUUAACUCAAAGUCCAGUGUGAAGAAAAUAACAUCAUUGUGGAUAUGCAUAAUAUUUCUUAGUCCAGAAGAAUUAUCAAUCAUUUGA